AUGGCGGAAGUGGUCACCGCCGCAGUGAUCUCCAGCGGAGUGGAGAAGUUGAACACCAUACUCCAAGAUGAGAUGGCUUGGUUGAUGAUGGAUGUCGCGAACGAGACCGAAAAGCUUUCCAGUACGUUCUCCUCGAUCCGAGCUGUGAUUGAAGAUGUUGAAACUCGGCGAGUGGAGGACGAAGCUGUGAAGCAGUGGUUGCAGGAUCUCAAAGACGUGGCCUACGAUGUGGAUGACAUACUAGAUGAACGGAGGACGGAAGCUCUCAAAUUACAAGCAGCUGAUGAAGAUAGUGGGUACUGUUUCAGCAAGAAGAAGGUAAGAAGGUUCCUGUCGUCCGUUAACUGCUUCAAACAUGUCGCGUUACGCCACAAAAUUGGGAGUAGGAUAAAGGAGGUGAGGGGUAGAUUAGAUGAUAUCGCCCGAGGGAGAAGCCAAAUUAUGGGUCUUAGAGUACUAGAUAGUGGGGAGGGGGAGAGAGUGGAGAGUGAAGUGAGGUGGGGAGAGAUCAGAGAGCGAGAGAUAGGCUCCCGACUCGACCGACCGUUAGUUGUUGGUAGAGAAGAUGACAAAAACGAAGUCCUAGACUUGUUGCUGAAUGAAAGUAGUGGAGAGGUGAAUGAGGUGCCCUUGGUCAUUUCUAUCGUUGGAAUGGGGGGGUUGGGGAAGACCACCCUUGCUCAGCUAGCCUACAACGAUGAGAAAAUCAAGGGGCAUUUUGAGAUGAGAAUGUGGGUACGUGUUUCUGAAGAUUUCGAUGUAAAACGAAUUACGAAAUCAAUCAUCCAAUCUGCAACGGAGACUGGUUGCGAGUCAUUUGACUUGGAUCAGUUGCAAGAUUGCCUCGGGAAGAUGUUGCAUGAAAAGAGGUUCCUGCUUGUGCUUGACGACGUUUGGAGUGAAGAUCGCGAGAAAUGGGACAAACUGAGACUUCCCUUCCAAAAUGGUGCAUUAGGGAGUCGAAUUGUCAUAACCACUCGUAGUGAAAAUGUUGCGUCUGCGAUGAGAAGUGCUCACAUACACAAACUGGCAGUUUUAUCCGAUGAUGAUUGCUGGUUGUUGUUCAGUCAUAUAGCACUCGAGCAUCGGAGUGCAGAAGAACGUUCAGAGCUGGAAGAGAUUGGAAGGAUAAUUGUAAAGAAGUGCGGAGGGUUGCCUCUCGCAGCAAAGACAAUAGGGAGUGUCUUGUGCUCGAGAAGGACAAGAAGUGAGUGGGAGCUCGUCUUGCAAGACGACAUAUGGAAUUCACCUGAUGCCUUACAAGGUUUACCGGCUUUGUUACUCAGCUACUAUGACUUGCCUCCUGCUUUGAAGCAAUGCUUCGCAUAUUUCUCCAUCUUUCCGAAAGAUUUGGAGAUUGAGAAGGAUACGAUAGUCAAGUUAUGGGUAGCGCAAGGUUUCAUCCCCUCCGAUACAGGUAGAGAUGUGGAGGAAAUUGGUGGGCUGUAUAUUGAUGAUCUACUAAGACGCUCAUUGCUUCAGGAUGUAGAACUCGAUUAUGACAAUUACAUAUGCAAGUGCAAGAUGCAUGGUUUAGUUCAUGAUCUUGCGCAAUCUGUUGCUAGAAGGCACUGUUCACUGGUGGGGAUCAGAAUGCAAACUUUCUUUUACCCAAGCUAUAACCGCCAUUCUUUUUUAAUUGCCAGUGAUGAAGCUGGUGAAGUAGAUCCUAUUUGGGCCACCUUGUAUCAGGCCCGCAAGUUGCGGACGUUGCUACGAGACUCAAGAAUCUCCAGGGUGCCACAAGAUUUGUUUGAUCAUUUUCGAUUCCUUAGGGCGUUGGACUUGAGCCGCACUGACAUGAAGAUAUUGCCUCGAACAGUAGAAAAGUGGAAACAUUUGAGAUAUGUUGAUUUGUCUUACACAGACAUAGAGGUGUUGCCAGAUGGGUUGAGUAAUUGCAUCAAUUUACAGACCUUGAGACUCAAUUUUUGUCAAAGGCUAAGAAAACUGCCUAAAUGGAUUAGUACAAUGAUUAGCCUAAGACAUCUAGAAUUUCAAAGUCAUGUAACAGUUGAUAGUGCUCACCAUAUAAGUUACUUACCGCAGCGUAUAACGACACUAACUGGCCUUCGGACAUUAACAGAUUUCAUUGUGAGUGGUGGCGACAAAGGAUAUAAAUGUGGAGACUUGAAACACUUCAAACAUCUUGGAGGAAGACUUCAAAUUAUCGGCUUGGAAAAUGUUAGCAGGGACGAAGCUAGGGAAGCAGAACUGGACAAGAAGCAGAACCUUCAUACUCUAUCCUUGCAGUACGACUACAGACAUGGCGAACUGUUCCAUGAUGAGGUAAAGACGACAGAGGACGUGCUCGAAAGCCUCCAGCCCCACACAAACUUGAAAGUGCUUUACAUAUGGUGUUACCAAGGUUUCAAGCUUCCCAAGUGGACAGAGGAUCCGGUCUUCUCCAAUCUACUCAAGGUGGAACUCCAGCAUUGUCGUAAGUGUAAACAACUGCCGAGUCUUGGUAAGCUACCAUCCCUUAAAUUCCUUAAAAUUGUGGGAAUGACAGAGGUGACAACGGUGGGUAGUGAGUUUGAUAACAAUGACGGAAGUGGUGGUGGUGUCUCAUUCCCCAAGCUCCAGAUCCUCAUCUUCUCCAACAUGCCAAAUUGGGAGGCGUGGGAAUUGAGCUGUGGAGAUGGAGAGGUUAUGCCAUCAUUACUGGAAUUAGAAAUAAAUGACUGCGGAAAGCUGAAGGCAUUGCCCUACAACCUUCCACCUCUCAUUCGGAAGCUGACCUUAGACAUAAGUAAUGAUGGGAUGUCUUCGGGAGGGCCCUUUCCUUUACUCCACGAGCUUAAACAUCUGGUGAUUCGGAGGAGUCCUGAUUUGACAUCGCUCCCUUGUGGUUGGUUGGGGAAACUCAAAUCCCUCCAAACACUGGAAAUCCACAGGUGUCCAAGGUUGAGGUCUUUAUCUCGACCAGAGGAGCUGCAGCACCUUACCAUGCUUCAAGAAUUGAAGAUCUCAUUUUGUCCACUCUUGGAAAAGCGCUGCCAAAACGGAGGAGAAUAUCACGACAAGAUAGCCCGCGUCCGGAAUCUCAGCAUUGGUCAUCCCUCGUAUUCAGCACUUGGUUGA
This is a messenger RNA of Magnolia sinica, 3084 nucleotides long. Its product is annotated as putative disease resistance protein RGA3. The record is from RefSeq and is a predicted model, not a curated record. Lineage: Eukaryota; Viridiplantae; Streptophyta; Magnoliopsida; Magnoliales; Magnoliaceae. Bases 1 to 3084 code for a protein of 1027 amino acids. Gene Ontology annotation, molecular function: ADP binding. Gene Ontology annotation, biological process: defense response to other organism. The transcript has a single exon.